AUGAGUGUCCAGGCUGACGAAAAACGUUACCCGUGUGAGUAUUGUUUAAAGACAUUUUCUCAAAAUUCAAAUUUAAAGACACAUCAGAGAGUCCAUACUGGCGAAAAACCAUUUUCAUGUGACAUUUGUUCAAAGAGAUUUUCCCAAUUUUCAAGCUUAAAGAGACACGUGAAAAGUCAUUCCGGCGAGAAACCGUUUUUAUGUGACAUUUGCUCAAAGACCUUUACUGAAUAUUCAAGCGAAAAACGCUUUUCAUGUGACAUUUGCUCAAAGACAUUUUCUUUCGCUUGCAAUUUAAAAACUCAUUUGAGGAUCCACACAGGCGAAAAGCCUUAUUCGUGCGACUACUGUUCAAAACAGUUUUAUGACUGUUCAAAUUUCAGAGUACAUUUGAGACUCCACGCCGGAGUGAAACCUUCUGCAUGUGAAUCAAAAUCAGAAACGUUUCUGGAAGAUCAUGAUGAUCAACCACAAUGUGCUUAG
Molecule: messenger RNA, 483 nt
Organism: Uloborus diversus
Lineage: Eukaryota; Metazoa; Arthropoda; Arachnida; Araneae; Uloboridae
Product: zinc finger protein 271-like
Exons: 2
Coding region: 1-483 (160 amino acids)
Cellular component (GO): nucleus
Source: RefSeq, a predicted model, not a curated record